GGGAGCCUCGUUUUCGGGUUGGCGCAUGCCACUGCAGUGAGACCAGGCCGCCAUAUUGAAUGAAUCAUUACAACUAGCCGAAUGUGCUUCCUAGUUUUUCACUGUAAAUUGUUUCCCCAUCCUCCUGAAAAAAGCACUGAAGUCUGGGCAACACUUUAUCAGCAUUGUGCGUAAUCCAAUUCCGUUGAAUUUUGGUGACAUUUGUGAUUUAUUUGAAGGUUUCUCCGCUAGUUGUCCAUGUAAAAGGCUUUGGAAAGGGCACCUCAUUGCUUGUGUGGUGUACUCGUGAGAAGGGCAGCUUUCGUUGCCCUCAGUCUCACAUAUAUCAAGAAACAUGUUUUGUAGAAAUAAUAAAAUGACGUAAUUUAAAGCAAGAACUGGCUCAGCAAAAUGAAGAUUGAACGAAGCAAGAUACGGAAGAGCCAUUCUCAGCCGGCUCCGGAAUGCCAGCACUUGAUUCAAAGAUUGACGGAAGCCAGCGAGGGGGAAAUGGUACAUGUGUUGAAAUCGGUCCACACUUGGUACUACGGAAAGUGUGAUCUGGGCCACUGGGCUGAUGUACUGGACAGAUUUGAUGACAUUCUCACUAGUGUUGCCAAACCUGUUAAUGGCAGUGCAUGGAUCCUAACCUAUGACAAGUUGGAUGAGCUAGAAGGACCAGAACUAGCGGCAGACAAGCGAGAGCUCGUAAAUCAAGUGCUGCGUUUUACAGCUCUUCUAAUAGAGCAUGCAUAUUCAAGACCAACUUAUAAUUCUGCUGAGCAUCUUAUUUGCUUGCUGGUUGCUAGUGAUAUGGAGGUAGUGUUGUCUGUCCUUGGACUCCUGUAUGUCUUUAGUAAACGAUGCAGCUUCAUACCUAGACUUCCUGCAGAGAAAAGAAAACCCCUUCAACAGAGACUAUUACAUAUUGGGGAGAGCUGGGGAGGUGUAAAUGGUGGCUUUUCUUUGGCUGAAUGCUGCAGGAACAAGCCUCUACAGGAAUUUCCUGCAAGCGCUGGAGAUGUUCAUUUUGAGUUUUAUACUCCAGGAGAAGACACCCAGCCAUCUGACCAGGCCUCAGACACAGAAAGCCAAGUGUGCAGCAUCAGUGUAGAAAAGCUUUUCCAGUUUUCAGAGAAUGCAGGAGAAGUAAUGGAACAGUUACUAGCUUACUACAAAGUACCCACAGAAAAACAGGUUGGAUUGUUUGCAAGAGUGCGACUAGCAAAGCAUUUUCCUAACUACACAGAGAGAUUACGCUGCGUUCAGGCUCGCCUCUGGGCUAUUUCAGUGCUUGUAUAUUCAAAUGUCAGCCAAGAUAUCCAGAAAUCCCUAAUGUACCAAGGUUUUGUAGAGGAAGUGGUGGACUUGCUGAAAAUAGAGGAUUCAUCACUGCUGGAAAUCAAGACUGCAGGCAUUAGGCUUUUGACAUCAGUCAUUCACCUCCAGUACAAUCCUCGACUGAACACUAUUGUGGAGUGUGCUGGAAUUGCAUCUUACCAUGGUUUCCUCCCUAGUCUGAUGCGGACAUGUAUACAAACAUUAACAGAUCCUGCUAAGAAGCCAUUUCCAAUGUCCUUUUCAACCGCCCUAUUUUCAUUUGUUUACCACUUAGCAUGUUUUGAGAUAGGCAGUGAUGCUCUUGUAUCAAGUGGCCUGAUCGAGUCUUUACUGAGAGUGAUAGAAUUUCCUGGAACCGAAGAGCAUUUAACGUUUGUGACACGUGCAGUGCGAAUUAUGGACUGGAUUGGAAACACAGCUAAUGUAUCUGGCUACCAAAAUGGGCUUACAGCAGUCAUCAACAGAUUAGAGCAUGAGGUUAAAGUCUGCAAACCGUACCACAGUGGCAUCCUACCCCCUGACCUUCCUUCCACUGCUGAUAACACCUCUCACAUGGAGACUACUGAUGAAGCGUCUUCCCCUCACGACCCCGCAAGAAGUGUUCCCAUGGAGACAGAACAGGCAGGACCAAGCAGUGCAGACCAUGACGCCAAGAUGGAGGUGGAUGACAGUACACUUGUUCCUGGAACUAGCACCCCAGCACAGGAGGUUAGCCAGCAGCGGUGCCUGCCGCAGAGAGCAGCUCUUAUCAAGGCCCUUCUUAGCUUCCUCAAGAAGGUUAUUCCUGAUCCUGCCUUCUCAGAGAGCAUCAGAAAUGUCAUGGAUGGAUCCCUUCCAACCUCCUUGAAGUACAUUAUCAGCAAUGUUGAAUACUAUGGCCCUGUACUCUUUCUAGGAGCCACUGAUGUAGUGACCGUAUAUGUCUUUCAUGAGCCGUCACUGCUAUCAUCUCUGCAAGAUAAUGGUUUGACAGGAGUAGUCAUGAAAUCCUUGGUCGUGAAAGAUAUCCCAGCCAUGCGAGAGGUGCUGUCCUCACUUCCGAGUGUGCUCAGCGCCCUCUGUCUCAACACAAGGGGUUUGCAGGCAUUUAUGGCCUGCAAGCCAUUUGACAAGCUGUUCAAGGUGAUGCUGUCACCAGAGUACCUCCCUGCUAUGAGGAGGAAAAAAGCCACAGAGGAAUUAGGAGAGACUGCCUCUAACUUGGGCAUAGCAAUGGAUGAGCUCAUGAGGCAUCAGCCGACUUUAAUGACUGACACAAUGAAGGCAAUUGUGAAGAUUAUGGAGCAGCUCUGCAACAUGGGUUAUGACCCUAAGAACAUUGGCUAUAAGAUAACAGAUGAUGAACAGGAAGGGGCAUUGGAGGUACAGAGCGCCCAAGUCCAGGCGGCAAACCUGCUGUCUCAGCCCAGUGAAGACCCUAUGACCGAUGAUGAGUAUGAUGAUGAUGACAGGUUCAGCUUCACCAGCGCAACUAGCUCUAAAGCAUCUGCAGAUGCAGAGAGUGGCAAGGACAGAGAUGUCAUAAAGAAUGCUGGAGAAGAGAAGAGAGAAUUUAUCCCCCUUGCUGAUUACAUACUCAAUGUGGUGAAGUUUGUGGAUGCAAUUCUGAGCAACAAUUCAACUGAUGAUCACUGCCAGGAGUUUGUUCGACACAAAGGCCUCCUCCCACUACUCAGCAUUUUUGGUCUUCCCAAUCUUCCACUUGACUUCCCAUCUACUCCCUCAUGCCAGGCAGUCUCAAGUGUCUGCAAGUCACUUCUGAUGCUGGCACAUGAGCCUCAAGUACUGAAACAGGGCCAGCUUUUCUUGAAGAACAGCCUCAACAAGCUACAGUCGAGUGUCUACUGUCCAACAGAGAACACAGACCUGUCCAUUUGUCAUGAGGUGGUGUCUGCUGCCAAGCCAGCUCAGGCCAUGCACUCACCGCAGCAGACGCCUUUGCUCCAUGCUGUCACUGCUGUACAUGCUUAUGUUUCUAUGUUUCUUUAUGUAAGCCGUGCAGGGCAGAUGGACCUGCGCACCAUGUGUGUUAACCACUGGGGCUCUCAGAUGGGUGUGUCAAUUCUCAAGCAGCUGGGAGAGUUGCACAUGUCUCUUCAGUGGGAGAUGACUGUCCUUGAGACACUGGUGAAGGAGGAAAAUGACUUUGCUAACAACUCCAACGAUGCUGCACCCGAAUCUUCAGUAAAAGGCCUUGUCAGUGUGGUGUCUGACAGCAAGCAAGUCCCUGGAGCAAGCAAGAAGGCGGAAGAACCUCCUCUGCAGCCCUCCCAGCAACGUAUCAUCAAGCAGCUCCUGCAGCUUAUAACCAAUGUCAACAAGUGUCUGUCAGAGUUCUUCAGCCUGCUGCUUCGCCUGAGUGUUGGGACGGCCCAUAGACAAAGGCGCACCCCUCACAGUAUGGUGACACCUGGUAUGCCAUCUGCAAAUGCCAGGCAUGUGACAGCAGAACUGUGCAAGGUGCUGCACAGUGCUUUGUCCUGGCAAGGAGCUGCAGCAGAUAAAUCCUCCCCAGAACUAAGGCUGCACUUCUAUGUUUCAACUAUCAAAUUUGCAUCCAAGCUGCUGUUUGAUGAUAAGAAGUUCCCAUACCACCUCAUGUUACAGCAGUUCAUGAUGUCAGGAGCAUUAGACAGUCUAUUUGAGCAGUUCACAUGGGUGCUGACACAGGGAGGCAAGGUGCCACUCCAGGGGGCUGUCAACCACCCUGACAUGCCUGAGGGUACAGAGGAGACCCUAGAUGCUUGGCUUGUCCUGAUUGACAAGCUAGCCAACCCCAAGGCUUUACUGGAGUCACCACAUAGUCUGCCUGCAGUGUCUAACAGUGAUGGGUUUGUACAGUUCAAGCCUGUGCAGUUUCUGAUACGAGUCCAGAAGAGAGCAUUCAUGUGUGUGGGUUAUCUUUGGGGCCAAAAGCCAAUGAAAGUGCAUGGCUCGCACAUGGCAGAAACAAUGCUAUCAAUCCUGUGUAACAUCUUUCAAGGGGAGAGCAUGAUCAAUGAGAAGCUUGGGACAACCAAGGAGUCCACAAGUAACGCUCUUCCCAUUGCUACACCAGCGGCUGCAAUACCAGCAGUAGCAGCAGCAGCAGCAAUGCCAGCAGCAGCAACUCCUGCAGCACCAGUACCCGCCCCUUCUGCCCCGCCUCAACCUGAGAUCAAUGAGCAGCACCUGCAGCAGCUGAUGGACAUGGGGUUCACCCGUGAGCAUGCUCGGGAUGCUAUACUGAACACCAACAGUCUGGAACAAGCCACAGAGUACAUUCUCGCCCAUCCACACCCAUCAGCUGCUCCAGCACACCCCCCACCUGUGGAGGUACCUGUUCAGGCUCCUGAACCAGACUUUGGUGAUGACUUCGAGAUGUCAGAAGAAGACCAGAUGAUGAGAGCUAUUGCCUUAUCUCUUGGACAAGACAUAUCACCAAUGAUUGUAGACCAGCCACCCCCACCUCCCCAGAAAGAGCCACUCAAAGAACCUAAAGAGCUCACUGAAGAUGAGGAGCCACUGGCCAAAGAUCUCAUUGACCACUUUACCAUUAAUAUUUUUGCUGGGUGUCGGAACCUGUUAGAAGAGAUCCCUGACACAGUGUACCAGAUCUGCAAGCUGAUUGCCACUGUGUCCAAGAGGAAUGGUGCUCAGUGGAGAGACAUGGUGCUCAAGUUUAUCCUUGUCCAGAUUGAAAUUGAUGUGAAAGCAGUGAUUAGCACAUGCAGCCUGGAAAACAGCAGGAACAAGUUUGAUGAAAUGAUGUCGCAGAUGUGCAAUAUGCAGGAAGCGGGUCGACUAUCGUCUCUCCUACAUCUCCUUUGCCUCAUGUUUGAGGAAAUGAAGCUGUCUUGUGCAGUUAUUGUAGAGGAAUUUGGCAUCCUGUCAGCACUACUGGAACUGUUGGACAUGUGCCAAGGGACACUUAUGCACCAAGUUCUCAUACCUGCAGAACCUACCACUCCCAAGUGGCUUUGUCCACUUCUGCUCUUGCUGGAUCUUUAUGAGAAGACUGCAUUAUCCUCCAAGCGCAAGAAACUGCACGACAAGUGCACUACCCAUGUGUGGCGGUGGUUUGAUGACCGUAGUGGGCGCUGGUACGCCUAUAGUCCCACCAAUAACGAAGCUAUUGAUGCAGCUUAUCGUAAAGGGGAGACAAAAACCCGAUUUUUGGCUGGCAGGCGGCAUUACAGUGUAAACUUUUCUACUAUGGUUCAGAUCAAUGAAGACUCUGGUAGUAGGCGACCUGUGAUGCUUGAAACAGUUUAUGAAUCUUCACUUAGCAACAAGUUUAUUGGUAAUGAUAAACCCAGCAAUUCAUCAUCUGCCCAGAAAUCAUCUGAUGUCGCUACAGCCCAGCAGGGUACUCAGAAAGCAAAUGCUGACACAGCAACCAGUAAUGGGAAACCAGUUGCAGGUACAUCUAAGGAAGAGGGGAAGGAAGUAGAUGAUCGCACAGUUGAGAGUAUGGAUGACGUACAGAAGACAACCAUCAUAAGGUGCUGCACAAUGCUUGUCAGAGUCCCUGUCAACAACAAUGCCCUUCAUGCUGCCCUUCGGCUAUGCCUGCGCAUAACUCAAGAGCACAAGUAUGCAACUCAAUUUGUGAACCUGGGCGGUCCAAAGGCAAUCAUGGGUUUGACCCAGAAAUCCUCCUUCCCUGGCUUCCUCUCCAUUACUACCCUUCUGCUCCACCACGUCCUUGAAGACACUGUUAACUUUCAGCACACUGUAGACAAGGUCAUCCGUUCUGUUGCUGUGAAUGGGGUGAGCAGCUCCUCUACUGGAGUCAGCCCUAACUCUGUCGGCGCAAAAGAGAUCAACUAUGUGUUACGAGUCCUUGGACCUGCUGCCACAAGGGACCCAGAACUCUUCAAAGAGGCUGCCAAGAAGGUGCUGCGGUACGCCAUCACCCCACAGCUGCGGCGAGCUCUGGUAGAAGGCAGUGAUGUCUACCUCCCCUCCAAUCACCCUCACCUGGUUAAGGUGGUCACCUUGCCCAAGCCUGUCAAGCUGCCGGUGCUGUGUGAGGCUGUGCGGGAGGUUGUCUGUGACCUUCUCAAUGCUCUGUGUGCCCCUGAUGCUGCUACAAGACUUGGUGGCUUUCCAGGGGGCCUGUGUGUCCGUCGCUCUGACAGCCAGAUGCUGGGUGAACUGGGCCGCGCCCUUGGGCAACUAGGUGAUAUGAUUGAUAGGUUCAGCACUAAUACUAUGCAGACUCUGUCGCCUGGUCACCCAUCAUACGGACGGCAGAUAACUGGGGAAGACACUACUGUGGAUAAUGAAGAAAUGGCUAUGGAUUCCCAACAGGAUGAGGCUCAUGAAGGUGCAUCAGACAAACCAAAGGACAAGACUCCUCAAGAGGCAACAGAGAAAGAGAAGAAAGAAAAGAAGGAUAAAGAAGCCGCUACUAAACCUCUACUGACCAAGUCCGCUAUCUUGCGGAUCCUGGCUGAACUGGUGAAGACAUAUGGCGGAGUGGCCCAGCUGAUAACAGAGUACACCUACUCACCACCAUCGCUUCCUGGCGACAAACAGUACGAAGGCCCUGUUCUCGCCUACAUCUUCGAUCAUCUUUUAUCCUCCAACCAAGAUGGCAACAAUUCAGACACUCCUGCCUUUGCACGACUACUCUUGGCAGUCAUUGCAAUGUGCAACCAAGCCCCUGAAGCUCAGCAAAUCUUGGUGACUGAACUCAAGGCAUCUCUGACCCGUGCACUAGCCUUACCUGAAAAACCAGGCAAGCAUGUACGCUUGCAGGCUCUCUUCAGCCUCAUCCAGACCAUGAUAGACUCAGGAGCACGAACACCUCAGCAGGCAGUGGUCCAGCCACCCAACACCACCAUGCGACUGCUAACCAAGCGUGGACUUAUAACCGAUCUUGCACGUGUGCCUCACAGUCUAGAUCUCGCAAGCCCCUACCUGGUUACCACGCUCAAUGCCCUGCUUAAACCCUUGGAGAAGCUCUCAAGCAUUGUUACUCAGUCUCAGAGUACAUCUAGCGGCACGCAGACUAAACCAGCCACGCAGAGUACUGGGGUGGGGACUAGAGAUGUGGAUGCCACAGAUGGAUCAUCACAAACCCAGCCAGAAGGAACGUCAGGUGAAGGUGACCAGCAACAGGAGCAACAACAGCAGUCAAGCCAAGAGUCGGGGCAAGCAGACUUACAAUCUGUGAUCCAGGAGGAUGCGCACCAUGAGGACACCCAGGAUUCAGGCGAGGGUCGGGAGGUAACAGAGAACCUGACGUGGGACCUGGGCGUGACUGGACAUGCUAUUGUGCCGGUUGAGGAAGAGGAUGAUGCAGCCCUGGAGGAAGCCCUGGAAGACGUCAUGGAUGAGAUCCUGCAGAGAAACGAGCAAAGACCAAACGGUGCAGAGGGUGACGUGGUUGCGGAAGAGGUGGUAUCUCGCCACCACUUGGAUGGAGACCUAGUGGAGGAGACUCACUAUAUUAUUGAGGGUAAUGACGACGAUGAGUCAUCAUCCAGUGACAGUGAGGAUGAUGGCGAUGAUGACGAAGGGUCUGAGGGGGACGCUGAGGGCAAUCAUCAUAGUGACUCGGAUAAUGAAGAGACGAUGGUCAUUACGUUUGAAGCUGAUGGUGGACAUCCUGAUGAACAGGACGACAAUCAACACCAGGAUGAAGUUGAUGGUGGUCAUGAUGAUGAUGAGGAUGAUGAUGAUGACGAUGCUCGUCACCGCCCACACAUGGACGAGAGCCAGGGUGAUGUGGUGGUUAUGGACGAGGAGGCAGAUGAUGAUGAUGAUGAUGAUGAAGAUGACGAUGACGAUGAUGAGGACGGUGGAAGUCUAAUGGAGGAGGAGACUGCUGACAUGAUGCAAGAUGAUGCCUUUGCUGUCUACGAAGAUGACAAUGUAUUUUUGCAAAUCCGCGACGACGGGGGUUCCACACGAAUAGCUGGUGAACUGCUUCUAUCCACAGUUCAAGACGAUGACUCCAGUGACUUGAUGGGGGACCAGCUGCAGAGGAAUCUUCCAAUAGGCCGUCACCAUGGUGCUGCUGAAGUGCUGCAGCUUAACUCUGGAGGUCAUGAAUCUCGUCUCCUGUUAGCAAGUGAGGCUCGAGUGAUGGCUCGUCAGGCCGCUGGAGAGGACGGUAUGUUCCUUGAUGGCUACAUGGAGAAUACCUCAUCCAUCCCAUCUGCCCUCAGCCGAUGGACAGAGGAAAGCCAAAUCUUGGAUCCAGACAGCGUUCAUUACUGCGUAGCAGCACUAAAACCUGAACUCUUCCCUGUGUUCGAGAAACACCUCUCAGAAGAGAUUGAUAAGGAGAAGAAAGAAGAACAGAAGAAGAAGAAAGCAGCUGAAGCCAAGGCAGCUGCAUCAAAGAAAGAAGAAGACGAAAAGAAAGCCGAGGCUUCCAAAGCUGGCAGCAGCCAGCAACCAGCUGAAGACAUGCAAGUUGACCAAGCGGCAUCAAGCUCAUCUCAGGCUCAAGAGAGAACCCCAACUGACUCUCGAGAGAACAUGAAUUCUUCUUUGCCAUCUACUGCUGCUUUAAGCUCCACAGAAGCUGCCACUCCUGAUGUAGCAGAGUCUGCUCUCCAGACUUCAACUCCACGAGGUGACGACACCCAGGCCUCUACAGCAGAGGUGGCACAGAACAUUGUGUCCUCGGCUGUCGCACAGGCCAUUUCUAACACCAGCUCUUCCAGUUUUGAACCCGCUGGUGCAGAGGGAACAUCAGCAGCUUCAUUAGGCUCUCCUAUGACACUUGGUAGCGAGGUGUCUCAAGGAUCGUCAGAGAUGUCCACCUCACCACAGCAAAGUAUGACUACAAGUGAGCAUGGCGACCAGGAGAAUACUGAUAGACAAGAACAACCAGCAACAGCUAUCGACCAGGAUGUCCAACCAUCAAGCUCCACCUCCACUGAACCUCAACCAGGAUCGAGCGGCGAGAACAACAGCUUGACCAUCGAUGGCAUUCCUAUCCCUGAGGGAGUAGACCCCUCAUUCCUAGAAGCACUGCCUGAAGCGUUGAGGCGGGAGGUGUUAUCUGAGCAGCUAGGCCUGCGGCCACCACCUUCUUCAGGGAGUGCAGCUACAAGUGCUGAUGGAGGUGUAGUAUCCCAAGACCCGCUCAAUGUCAGUCCGGAGUUCUUGGCGGCACUCCCACCUGAUGUACAGGAGGAGGUUCUACAGCAACAGCGGCUUGAAGAAGAGCGCCGCCGUGCUCAGCAAUCCCAACCUGACACUCCUGUCGACCCAGGAGCUUUCCUACGCAACUUACCGCCCUCUCUGCGCCAGUCCAUUCUUGCUGACAUUGAUGACUCUCAACUUAAUGUCCUUCCUACAGAGCUAGCAAGCGAGGCACAGACCUUGCGGCGGGAGACAGAAGUAAGAAGACAGAGGAUGAUUCAGGACAGGUUUGCGUUUGGAGGAGAUACUGCCUCUGCCAUAUCUGCACUCCUGCGACACUCUGGUCUGUCCAGGCGUUCAGGAGGUGGAGGACUUCACUUCACAAGGCUUUUCCCAUCAGGGACGAACUCUAGAGGAUUCAGCAACAGUCCGGCUAUGCUCAAAGCCAAUCAGAAAUAUGGCGGCAAGCAGUUGCUUGACCACGAAGCACUUGCUUGCCUUGUGGUGCUACUCUUUAUUGAUGAACCAAGACUCAACAUCGGGCGACUGCAGAAGGUGUUUCGUAAUUUGUGUUACCAUGAGGACACUCGUCGCUGGCUUAUCAACACUUUGAUCCUCGUGCUAAAAAGGACCGAUAGUAUACGGAUUGAUAAUGCCCGGGCUCUACCCGCAGCCACGCAAGGUGAGUCCAGCUCGGCUAUGACAACAGGUAACACAGCACAAGAUUAUUUGUCACGCGGCGAUGGUACAUGUCGACUUGAGGAAUAUUUAAGUGGAAAGGGAGAAAGUAGUACAGAUAUAAAAAAGGCUCACAUUCCGUCAUGGUUGAAAGUACGUCUGGACUCAUCGUUAGGUACUCGGACCAAUGUAUUUAGUAUUCAAAGACAAGGCAAAGUUGGUUUGGAGCAAAGUGCUAUGAUAACUGUGCAUCCCCAUGCCUCAGCGUUUGUGUGCCGCCAUGCGCUUGACUCCUUGUUGUUCCUUGCAAAGACUUUCUCUAGCAGCUUUAUUCCAUCAACAUCAGCAGCCAAGGAGGAAGCGGACUCAAAAUAUAGCAAAGAGAAAACUAGUAAAGCGAAUGGUAGUAAGUCAGACUUUUGGAGUAUAUUAUUAAAGCUGGAUUCAGUCGGCACAGGCCGAAAGGGAAAAUCAACAGCAGUCUCACUUCCAUCAUCAACAUUUGAUGAAAAGAGGCCGUCUGACUUUUCAUCCACACCUAUUGGGGAGCUUCUAACUUUACUGGCGCACCCUGUGAUCAAAUCUAAUGUGCAACUCACUGAUAGACUGUUACGCCUUUUGUCCGUCGUUGCAUCCUCACUGCCGGAAGCACCAGCGGCCAAGAAAACAGCACCUACAGAUGGGUCUACUGCACCUUUAGCAGGGUCAGAGGGCAGUGCCGCCCCACAAGUGGUUGUACCAGAGCCAGCUCCUCCCGCUGUACCUCUUGUGGUGGAGCCACCAUCAUCUCAGGAGCAGGGUGUGCUGACAUCCGUGCUCACCAUCCCGAUUUCUGAGACCGAUUCUGUGGCAUCUUCACUAGCAGUAGAGCGCAGCUCUGAACCUGGCGGCCACGAGGUGGAAUCCAUCGAUAGCGGAUCAGGAGACGAGGUGGGCUCACAGCCUCCUCAUGGCGAACCGAUGGUUGUUGAUGUGGCAAUCAUAGAAGAGCCUUCUCAAGCACAUGCUACCCAAUCAGGUUCUUUACUCAGCACUCAAACAGUGGCCAGUAGUGCAGAAAAGGACGCGACUGAAAAAGAAAAGGUGCAGACGAUAGUUUCUGACAACCAUCUGCAAUUAGCUGUGACUGUGCUAACGGGAGGAUCGUGCUCUGAGGAUGGACUAGAAGACGCCACCACUCUGCUCUUGCAAAUCUCUCGCCUUAGCACCUCCACUCGCAACACAGUGCUUGCUCAUCUGUUAGAAGGUGCACAGCGUCUUGGAGAGACCCUACGCCGAGUUAUUUCUGUGCUACUUCUAGAACUUAUAGAACAGAACAAAACUAGCACCCCAAAAACCCUAGAGAGCGACAAGGGCAAGAAACCUACCAUUGUGCUCCCUGAACCCCCACGCAGACACCACCGCCCAGCACACAGCCUGUUUGGUGUUCAGGACGGUGCGCCUGCACACCCAGGGGGUAGGAGACAGGCAGGUGCCAGGCCUGUCGUAUACGAGCUGCACCUCCCUUCCAUGCCACUACUGACGUGUAAGAAGUCCAGCCAGGCUCUGUUAUUAAGAGUGCUUAAGGUGAUCCUGCAGUUGAGGGAGGCAGCCAAGAAGGCUGGCAAGCCCCAGAGUGCGCGGGACACUCGUGCACGUCUACAGAGAACCCAGAGAGCAAUUCCUCACAUUGAGGGUUCUCGUGGUCUUGGUGCUGUUGUUGCAGCAUUAGAGGCAGAGGCGGAAGCUAUUUUUGAAGUGUUCUCAUUAAUGCGAGGUCAUCGCCACGACCGUGACCAUGGAGAUCGUGACCAUGACGACCGUGACGUGGAACGUGCUGCCCCGCCCCAGGCUCUUGCGGCCGCUAGGGAAACAGUGGAGGCUGGUGUGACCCGUGCUGCGGAGGAGAACAAAGAGCAAGAGAGCAAAGAGUCCGAACCGCAAGCACAACCUGUGGCAGUACUCCCGGUGCUGAGCGAACAGCUCGCCCUAGACGACCUGUGGGACAUCCUAGGCGAGAGUCUGACAGAGCUCGCCAAGACUUCGGAUAGUCACGCUGUCUUGUUACUUCAGCCUGCUGUAGAGGCAUUCUUCCUGGUGCACGGGUCCGAGAGACAGGAGCAAGCAGCUGCCACCGCCAGCACGGCACAGCAGGACCAGCAAAGGGCGUCAUUGCGCCUGUCCACCAGCUCUGACCUGUUCCCUGCCUCCCCGGGCCCUCUCUCCCCCGGGAUGAUGAGCCCAAACAGGCAGACCUCGACUACCUCCAUCAUGUCAGACCUACCCACAGAUACACAGAAGUUCCUCAAGUUCGCAGAGACACACCGCACAGUGUUAAACCAGAUCCUGCGCCAGUCCACGGUGCAUCUGUCUAACGGACCUUUCGCGGUGCUUGUGGACCACACGCGCGUCCUCGACUUUGACGUCAAGAGACGGUUUUUCCGCCAAGAGCUGGAGCAAUCAGAUGAAGGCAUUCGCCGCGAAGAUCUCACUAUACCUAUUAGGCGUGACCACGUGUUCGAGGACUCCUACCGCGAGCUUCACCGCCGCUCUGCCGAGGAAUGGAAGGCGCGCCUGUACAUCGUGUUCGAGGGCGAGGAAGGGCAGGACGCGGGGGGACUGUUACGCGAAUGGUUCAUCAUCAUGUCUCGUGAGAUGUUCAACCCUAACUACGCCCUUUUCACCACGUCCCCUGGAGACCGCGUCACGUACCAGCCCAAUGCCAGCUCCCAUUGCAACUCCAACCAUCUGAGUUACUUCAAGUUCGUGGGGCGCGUCGUGGCGAAGGCGGUCUAUGAUAACAAGCUGCUCGAGUGUUACUUCACGCGCUCCUUCUACAAGCACAUCCUGGGCAAACCCGUGCACUUCACGGACCUCGAGUCGUUUGACUACAGCUUCUACCAGGGCCUGCAGUACUUGCUGGAGCACGACAUUAGCGAGCUUGGCAUGGACCUCACCUUUAGCACCGAGGUCCGCGAAUUCGGCCUCUCCGAGAUUCGGGACCUUAUCCCCAACGGUCGCAACAUCCCUGUGACGGAGGAGAACAAGCGCGAGUACGUGAAGCUGGUGUGCCAGAUGAAGAUGACCGGAGCUAUUCGCAAACAGAUCGACUCGUUCCUCGAGGGCUUCUACGAGAUCAUCCCUAAGAGACUGAUCUCCAUCUUCAACGAGCAGGAGCUAGAACUGCUCAUUUCGGGACUGCCGAACAUCGACCUGGACGACCUCAAAUCACACACAGAGUAUCACAAGUACAACGAGAACUCGCUACAAAUCCAGUGGUUCUGGCGCGCGUUGCGCUCCUUUGACCAGGCCGCACGAGCCAAAUUCCUUCAGUUUGUCACGGGCACGUCAAAGGUUCCGCUACAAGGCUUCGCUGCUCUUGAAGGGAUGAACGGCUUCCAGAAAUUCCAAAUCCACAGGGAUGACCGCAACACAGACAGGCUUCCCUCGGCACACACGUGUUUUAACCAGCUUGACCUCCCCGCGUACGAAACGUACGAUAAGCUCCGUACGAUGCUGAAAAAAGCGUGCGACGAGUGCCCGGAAGGCUUUGGACUUGCCUAGUGUUCUGACAACACCUCUACACUGGACCAGCUACUCAUGCCAUGGGCCCGUCCCACUCCCAAAUGGAUCUUGCGAUGAUUCCCUAAAGUAUUGGCCCUGUCUUGAUACAAUAUUACGAAAAGAACUGGCGAUUUAGGACCUAAAUUUGAAAACCGGGUAGAAUGAGACAGUUGGUGGUGCACUCCCUGCUGCCUUGAUGCCCAUCUCGUAUCAUUAUUGUAUGGGUGUGUAACUGUUAGAAUUCCGUUGCUAUUCAUCGGCUUGAUUAGCUGCUUUAUCAACACUGCUAGCCUCAUGACAGGAAGCAAAGUCAAUAGGGUGUUUCUCCUCAUUAUAAUUGUGCCGUCUUGUAAUGGGCCAAGCGUUCAAUUUAUUUGCCAGGCUGUGAAUUGCUUAUCAACCUAGUGCUGCUACCAUUUUGAUACUCCAGUACGCAAAGAAAGUAGAAGGUAAUAGUUGAGCUUGAGGGUGUAAUUAGCGUAAAUCGUGCACAAGAUUAUUUGAAAUAAAGUUAAACCAACGCCAA
Molecule: messenger RNA, 14155 nt
Organism: Nematostella vectensis (starlet sea anemone)
Lineage: Eukaryota; Metazoa; Cnidaria; Anthozoa; Actiniaria; Edwardsiidae
Product: E3 ubiquitin-protein ligase HUWE1
Exons: 59
Coding region: 391-13629 (4412 amino acids)
Biological process (GO): protein polyubiquitination; positive regulation of protein catabolic process; proteasome-mediated ubiquitin-dependent protein catabolic process
Molecular function (GO): zinc ion binding; ubiquitin-protein transferase activity; protein binding
Source: RefSeq, a predicted model, not a curated record